This is a messenger RNA of Trypanosoma brucei brucei TREU927, 1302 nucleotides long. RefSeq lists its product as hypothetical. The transcript has a single exon. NCBI's taxonomy places the organism in Eukaryota, Euglenozoa, Kinetoplastea, Trypanosomatida, Trypanosomatidae. The record is from RefSeq and is a predicted model, not a curated record. The coding region runs from base 1 to 1302 and encodes 433 amino acids.
AUGGCAAGGUUUCAAUCUUCUGUGGUUUCCCGUGCGCCGGCAUUUACAUUUGUUAUGUUUUCACUGGUAGCGGCGGGAGUUCCAAGAGUUAUUCCUGGAGCUGAUGGCUCCGUAGCCACUGAAACGAAGGGAAAGGGUGGGGCUGUCCGUGAAAACAGGGAGGGCAAAUGUGCUUCCAGGAUUGUGUCAUAUUUAAGGCGUGCCGUUACGCAGCGGGCGGAACUUACACAGCGAGAGUUACGGGCCCGUGCAAACCUCAACGAAGCGCGCAGUGUAGCCUUAGAGGAGGAAGACGGCCAGCGGGAGCCAAAGAAUGACACACAUCAACGUAUCAUGGAGGCCUGGGGUGUUGUAGGAGCUGUUAAUGACGAUAUUAUCCGUUUCAACGAGAGGACGAUUAAACAACAUGGAGACGUGCCGUGUGUGUGCAUUAACGAAGUGUUCGGCGGGCCGGACAUCAGGGCUGCGGGCGCCGCCACCUCAUGGAAGGAAAUAGUGUUGCUGCAGAUGGAUCUUCUUUUCAUGUAUUGGAAACUAUAUUGGGAAACGCUGCACGGCGUGUGGCUGUUUACAUUUGAGGAAUAUGCGCCGUACGAGAAGCUCUACGGCGACACGGUGGGGCACUAUCAGCGGAAAGUGCAGGAACUGAGGACAGAAUUGGAACGCACCAGCACCCUUAGCGCUGACAAGGAUGUCAACCCGCUGGUGGGCUUUGCGCACUUGGCUCUCACACACACGAAGAUCUGGACCUACAGUGCAGUACCCUGGGUAACUCAAAUUACUGUGGUUCUUUUUGUGCUCUUGUUUCUGCCUUUUAUUAUGAGUGCCACCGUACUUUCCAACUUUGUGUGGCGGUUGUGGCUACAGCUGUUCGUCGCACAUCAUGUAUACGGAUUAACAGCGGAUGGGAUCCUCGACUCGCUCCGGGAGUACAUCAGUCUUGUCACAAGUCAAAAGUGGAAGGAACUGCAGGGGCGCUUAAUAACUGGACUCUCGGCACUCGCAUUCGGUGGUAGUUGUGGUACCUUUUUCAGCCUCCUCCCUGCCAUGAUAUUCAUUUUUGCUACCGUUGUGUUCAUGGUUACGCUCAUGUGCGUGUGGACCAGGCUGCCGCUUAUGUUGCUUUUAUUUUGUGAAGAAGCAGAGGCAGAACGCUCGGUUAAGCUUGCUCCAGCUGAUGUGAAAAACAAGCAGUCGGACGUAAAAAGUAAAAAUGGUGGGGGCUCGGAAAAGACCACCGCUACUAAAGGUAAAAGGAACUUAAAAAAGGGCCCCAAUGACACCGAAAAGUGCAAAUCGUAG